CCUCCAUCCGCCACUCUAAAGUCUCCAAGCUUCCCCACUCCACCGCAGCGAAGAAAUUUCUCUACCCCCGCAACCCCCCUAAAAUCCUCGUCGCUACGACAGGGGAUCCCUCCCCCAAUGCGGCUGCUCCCGCUCCUCCUGCUCCUCCUCGCCGGCGCCGGCGCCCGCGCCUCCGACGACCCCUUCCUCUCCGGCGCGGCGAACCACAGCUACAACAUCGACUGCGGCGGCGCGGCGGACUUCACCUCGGCCUUGGGGCGCCGGUGGCUCGCCGACCGGUUCUUCUCCGCGGGCGGGGCCGCCGGCAUGGUGGCGGAGCCGCACCGCUUCCCGCAGCCGCAGGAGCGCACGCUCCGCUUCUUCCCGCCCUCCUCGGCCGGCAAGUCCUCCUGCUACUCGCUCCCGCUUCCCCCCGGCCGCUACUACCUCCGCCUCUUCUCCGUCUACGACAACUACGACUCCAAGCUGCGCACGCCCUCCUUCGACGUCUCCGCCGCCGCCACGCUCGUGCUCUCCUUCCGCUCGCCCUGGCCCGAGCCCGCCGCGCGCUACGGGGCCUACUCCGACCUCAUCUUCCCCUCCGCCACCGAGCCCGCCUCCGACCUCUGCUUCUACUCGCUCUCCACCGACGCGCCCGCCGUCGCCUCCAUCGAGGUCUCCCCCGUCCACCCGCUCGCCUACGACGGCGCCACCACCGGCGCCGACCUCGUCCUCGUCAACUACGGCCGCGUCACCUGCGGGAACAGCCUCUUCGGCCCCGGAUUCACCAGGGACGCCGACGCCUUCUCGCGGGUGUGGCAGGCGGACGUCGAUUUCCGGAACAACGACCUCAGCUACGACGCCAUCACUGCGGGCGGGAGGAAGGUCUUUGGCAGCAACCAGCCGCCCAACUACUUCCCCACCAAGCUGUACGAGUCGGCGGUCACCACGGGCGGUGACGCCGCCAAUGAGAUCGAGUACCUCAUGCCGGUCGACACGAGGCUGUCCUACAUGGUCUGGCUCCAUUUCGCCGAGAUCGAUGCUGGGAUCGGCUCACCUGGCCAGAGGGUGUUCGACGUAGUGCUGGCUGGGGAGAACGUCACGAGGAUCGACAUCUUCAAGCAGGUCGGAGGCUUCACGGCGUUCAAGUGGACCUACAUUGUCAAGAAUCUGACAAGCUCGACGUUGAGCGUCAGGCUUGUGCCAGUGGUGGGACGGCCGAUUCUGUGCGGCCUUGAGAAUUAUGCGAUGGUGCCACUUGAGAUGAGGACAGUGCCGAGCCAAGUGGCUGCAAUGAAGGCGUUGAAGGAGUCGCUGAAAAUUCCUGCCAGGAUGGGUUGGAAUGGUGACCCUUGUGCACCGAGGGCAUGGGAUGCAUGGGAGGGAGUUACUUGCCAUCGCGGUGACAAAGGGCUUGUGAUAACACAACUGGAUCUGGCGAGUCAAGGACUAAAAGGUUACAUCACCGAUGAAAUAAGUCAUCUUAAAGACUUGGUAAGCUUGAAUUUGAGCUAUAAUUCACUGACUGGAAGCUUACCACCUGGUUUAGGUCAACCUUCACUUGUGUCACUGGAUAUUUCAUCAAAUGAGUUUACUGGAAGCAUUCCUGGAACCAUAGGUUCAUCCAAGUUACAGACUGCAUUACUAAACAACAAUCAACUCGAUGGGCAAGUUCCAGAAAGACUUUACUCAAUUGGCGUGCAUGGUGGCGUGAUAGACCUCUCAGGUAAUAAAGGUUUGUGUGGCGUGCCUACCUUACCUGCUUGUGCAUUAUUCUGGGAGAAAGGAGGGUUGAACAAAACUGGCAAAAUUGCACUUGGAGCAUCGUUUGGGUUUGUUCUGCUCGUCAUACUUAUAGUGGUCUACAUACUGUGCAUCAGAAGGGGGCCAUAUGACUAUGAUUUUGACUUCCCUCAAGAUUUGACCUCCAUAUCAGCAAUAUCAGCGAAAAGGAAUAGGUACCAGAGGGCAAAAUCCGUGAUGCUUGCUGAGAUGGAGGCACAUAACCCGGAUGGUUUCUACACAAACGGGAGCCCUCACUAAAUGGCAUGCUCAGAAGUUGGUCGCCCUGAUGGCCAUAUUCUUUGAGGAAGCACUCACCGUGGUCUUGCAUCUUCACUCAGGUUCCAUGCCAUGGCAGGUCCGCAGGUAUAUAUGUUUUGAAUCAAUUUUGCACGUGUCACCAGCAUGGCGGCCUUGCAUUUUCACUCAGGUUCCAUACCAUACCAUGGCAGUUACACUCACAGUUUGAGAUAUUCGAAAUGUAGUUCGUGUAGCGCAUAUGUGCUUGUAUCCUGUAAUAUGGGGGCAUAUGAGGCAGUCAUUUAGUAGUUCGUGUAGCGCACCGAUUCUUUUUUACUUUUGACCGAGGGGUCUCCAGAUAGUUUAGCUUACGCUUGUGCUCAAUGAAUCAUGUCAAGGCUUUCUAUUGAUUUUUUUUUUGUAUAGAACCUGACAUGGUGUUACUAACCGACUUUGGGCAGUGAGAGGUUCAUUAGGUUGC
This is a messenger RNA of Zea mays, 2482 nucleotides long. RefSeq lists its product as uncharacterized. Bases 118 to 2022 code for a protein of 634 amino acids. Gene Ontology annotation, molecular function: protein binding. The transcript has 9 exons. Lineage: Eukaryota; Viridiplantae; Streptophyta; Magnoliopsida; Poales; Poaceae. The record is from RefSeq and is marked validated.